UGUAAAGUGCAUGACAGCUGUAAACAGACUCCAGUCUUUUCGAAUUGUCUCCAGGGUUGGAUGAAUUAUAGCAAACGUUUCAAAAGCUCAACGUGACAGAAAAUAACUGAAAAGGGUCUACUGUCAAAAUGUUAUGGAGUAAAUCAUUCUGCCGCUACGCUGUGCUCCCCCUGAGCCUGUGGUUCUGUGUGGAAGCAGUGCCCAUCGCUGUGGACAAGACUAAAGUGGAAACCCCAGAGGAGAAACUGGAGGCACCACAGAGUGUGGACACCGGGCUUCACUAUGACCGCUACCUCAGGGAAGUCAUUGAUUUCCUGGAGAAGGACCAGCAUUUCAGAGAGAAGCUCCACAAUACAGACAUGGAGGACAUUAAGCAAGGCAAGCUGGCCAAAGAGCUGGACUUUGUCGGCCAUCACGUGAGGACCAAACUGGACGAGCUGAAGAGGCAGGAGGUGAACAGGCUACGGAAGCUCAUCAAAGCCAAACAAGACGUUGAGGGAAGGCAUGAAAUGAACCACAAGGCGCUGCUCAAGCAGUUUGAGUACAUGAACCACAUGAACCCACACACCUUCGAAGUGGAUGACCUGGAUAAGCUUAUUAAAUCGGCUACCAGUGACCUGGAGAACUACGACAAGAAGCGCCACGAGGAGUUUAAGAGGUACGAGAUGAUGAAGGAGCACGAGAGAAAGGAGCACCUGAAGAACCUCGACGAGGAGCAUCGCAAAGACGAGGAGCAGCACUAUGAAGAGCUGAGGAAGAAACACGCAGACCAUCCCAAAAUCAACCACCCUGGCAGUCAGGACCAGCUGAAAGAGGUCUGGAAGGAGUCAGACGGUUUGGACCCAAAUGAGUUUGACCCCAAGACCUUCUUCAAACUCCACGACACCAACGGAGACACCUACAUUGAUGAGCAGGAGCUUGAAGCCCUGUUCACUAAAGAGCUGGAGAAGAUGUACAGCUCCAAUCUAGAUGAGGAUGACAUGACAGAGAUGGAGGAGGAGAGACUGCGCAUGAGGGAACACGUCAUGAAUGAGGUAGACACCAACAAGGACAGACUGGUCUCCCUGGAGGAGUUCCUGAUGUCCACAAACAAGAAAGAGUUCUUAGAGCCAGACAGCUGGGAGACUCUGGAGCAGGCUCCCGCGUACACAGAAGAGGAGAUUAAGUUGUUUGAGGAGCAGCUGGCCCAGGAGGAGAGCAACCUCAACCAGAAGAACACAGAUCUACAGAAACAGAAGGAGGAGCUGGAGAGGCAGCAGGAUAAGCUCAAUGCCCAGAAAGCUGAGCUGCAGCAGGCCGUGGAACACAUGCAGAUAAUAAAAUCGGAAAAAGUAAACGCCGCUGUUGAGGUUAAAGAUGGAGGAGCUACAGUAGCAGUGCCCCCUGGAGGUCAAGCAUUGCCAGUACUACCAGGAGACAGCCAACCUCUACCCCCUGGUCACCAGCAAGACUUACCUGCACACUCUUAGCAGGCCCGGCAGCUUUUUCUGUGUGUGGAUCUGUGUGUGUUUGCGUGUGUGUGUGUUUACGUGUGCAUAUGUGUUUUUGUGUGUCUAUAAAUCUUGCAAUUAAUCCA
Messenger RNA from Coregonus clupeaformis (lake whitefish), 1576 nucleotides. RefSeq names its product nucleobindin-2-like. The record is from RefSeq and is a predicted model, not a curated record. Gene Ontology annotation, molecular function: calcium ion binding. Lineage: Eukaryota; Metazoa; Chordata; Actinopteri; Salmoniformes; Salmonidae. Gene Ontology annotation, cellular component: endoplasmic reticulum-Golgi intermediate compartment; extracellular exosome. The coding region runs from base 129 to 1469 and encodes 446 amino acids. The transcript is spliced from 13 exons.